Molecule: messenger RNA, 921 nt
Organism: Aspergillus tanneri
Lineage: Eukaryota; Fungi; Ascomycota; Eurotiomycetes; Eurotiales; Aspergillaceae
Exons: 1
Coding region: 1-921 (306 amino acids)
Molecular function (GO): protein binding
Source: RefSeq, a predicted model, not a curated record
AUGGCUGCCCAGGGUGGGCAUAUUACAACACUCAGAGCCCUGCUUUCUAAAAAACAGCCAGACCAAGCAUGUUCACCAGCUCAGCUGCGUACUGUCCUUCACUGGGCCAUCCGCACUCACAACAGUGAGCUUCUGGAGCUGAUGAUUAAGCACGAGGCACCCUUAGACCCCGCGGGAGAUAGUCAGGAGGCCCUCUCCGCCCUGGGUGUUGCUGUUUCCUCGCGCUAUAAUUUCAUUAUUCCCCGUCUUCUUAAGAUAGGGGCGCGAUCAGGUUAUGGAGAAUAUCCAUGUCCCAUCGAGCAAGCUAUAUGCACCGAUCAGCCACAACUUGUUGAGCUCUUUCUUAAGCAUGGUAUGCGACUGAAUGGUGAUAAUGGUCUAUGUUAUAUAGCACAACAAGGUGACAAAUAUCUACUCCAGCUUCUUCUCGACUAUGGACUGGAUCUGGAUCUGUACGGAAAUGCAGCACUAUUCACUGCAAUUAUGGAAGGCCAAUAUGAGAUGACUGAGUUCCUUAUUAAUAAUGGCUCAAAUCCUCACCUACUCUGUGAGUUAUGGAGACGUGAUAAGCUUUGUUUUAUUGGUGCACCUACAUAUAGCUCCAUAGAGUUUGCUAUACACUUUCAGCAUCUGGACAUUCUGAAGCUUCUGCUAGAAAAGGGUGUUCUCCCACGGCAAAAGGAGUUUGACUUGGCAGUAAAGGAAUAUAAGGAGGCUGUCGCCCUUCUUUCAAAAUUCCCUAAGGAUUCAUCUCGACGAAAACUUAUAGAGGUCUACGUUAUUUUUGCAGGACAAAAAAGAUGGGAGAAGGAUCCUAACUUCAAAAUGCCAUUCACAUCGGCAGGGGUCUGGGACUCUACUUCUACUUCAUCUACAAGUGAGCUUACGACGAUUAAUGGUGAACCCGUCUGGUUGGAGUAA